Agelaius phoeniceus (red-winged blackbird) is the source of this 12714-nucleotide messenger RNA. The record is from RefSeq and is a predicted model, not a curated record. Lineage: Eukaryota; Metazoa; Chordata; Aves; Passeriformes; Icteridae.
AUGGCCGCGGUGGCGGGGCCGGGGGUCACCAGGGGAGUGGCGGCCAUCGCCGCACUGUGGGUGACAGCCGUGGGGGCAGCCACGGGUGGAUCCCAGGCGGAUCCCGGGUGGAUCCCAGCGGAUCCUGGGUGGAUCCUGGGUGGAUCCCGGCGGAUCCCGGGCGGAUCCCGGGCGGAUCCCGGGCGGAUCCCGGCGGAUCCCGUGGCUGCCCGCAGGCGCUGGUGCGAGCGGACGGUGCUGGUGACGGAGCAGGAGGAGGUGACGCCGCGGCGCGAGGCCGCGGUGCCGUGCCCCAGUUUGUACCAGUACAGCCUGGCCGGGUGGCGCCUGGACCAGGACCGCACACGCCGGGACCGCGGGAACUCCCCCGGGGACACCGGCACCGAGCCCGGCCUCUGCUACAUCUACCGCCCUCCGGAGAUGCAGCCGGUGGCCCGGAACCGCACGGAGCGCGGCUGCUGUCCCGGCUGGAGCGGCGCCCGCUGCACCGAGGGCCCCGGCUCCCUGGGCCGCUGUUUCAGUGCGUGGCAGUGCCAGGACAGCGCCAGCCACAACGGCAGCGCCAUGAGCCGUGCCGAGUGCUGCCGGCAGCCCUGGGGACACAGCUGGCGCCGCGGGGACAGCGGGGGGCCCUGCCUGCCCUGCACCCGCCUGCCCCUGGGCGGGGACGGGGGCUCCCCGCGCCACCGCGGGCCCCCGGCCGCCUGCCAGGCCUGGGCCGGGUCGCGCCUCCGCACCUUCGACGGGCGCCACUUCGCGGUCACCGGGAACUGCCGGUACAGCCUGGCCACCGCCACCGACGGCACCUGGGACGUCACCAUCGGCCUGGGACACCCCCGGGAGCUGCACAUGACCUUCGGGACAGACACGGUGGUGGCCCAGGGACGGAACGUGUCGGUGAACGGGGCAGCAGUGCCAGAGGGACGCCCCUACCUGCACAAAGGGCUCGGUGUCACCUGGCCGGGUGACUGGGUGGCCGUGGCCAGCAGCCUGGGUGUGCGGGUGGCCUGGGACGGGCACCUGGCAGUGACAGUGACAGUGGAGCCCGAGCUGCGCGGUGGCACCUGGGGGCUCUGUGGCACCUACACCGACGACCCUGCAGAUGACUUCAUGCUCCCUGACGGGGACAUCGCCGCCAUCGCCGCCGCCUUUGGCAGCGCCUGGAAGGUGCCGGUGGCCGGCACAGAGCCCCCGUGCAGGGACGUGCCCGAGGGCGGCACCAGGUGCGGCCCAGGGGAGGUGGCGGCGGCGGUGGCCACGUGCGGGCGGCUGCUGGCCCAGCCCUUCCGGCAGUGCCACGGCGAGGUGGACCCCAGCGGGUUCUAUGCAGCGUGUGUGGCACUGCUGUGCGGGGACGGGGACCCACUGUCACCUCCCGGUGCCCUGCCCUCCCCCGGUGCCCCGCCGCCCGCCGCCUGUGACACGUUCGCCGCCUACGCCCGGGAGUGCUCCCGCCGCCAGCUCGAUGUCCCCUGGCGCCGUCCCGGCUUCUGCGAGCGCCGCUGCGAGGCCGGGCAGCGCUUCUCGGACUGCGUGUCGCUGUGCCCGGUCACCUGUGUCACCGCGGGCAGCGCCGAGCCGGGCCCCUGCCAGCGCCACUGCCACGGCGGCUGCGAGUGCGGCCCGGGGCUGGCCCGGGAUGGGCCGCGCUGCGUCCCCCCGGCCGCCUGCCCCUGCCACCACCGGCGACAGCGCUACGAGCCCGGCCAGAGCAUCCGCCAGCGCUGCAACCGCUGCACGUGCGAGGGUGGCCGCUGGCGCUGCGAGCAGCAGCGGUGCCCGGCCGAGUGCGCGGUGCUGGGGGGACGUCACUUUGUCACCUUCGACCGCCGCCGCUUCUCCCUGCCGGCCACCUGCGCCCACACCCUGGUGGAGGACUUCGUGGCGGGGCGGCUGCUGAUCACAGCCGAGCACGAGCCGUGUGACAGCCACCUGGGCUGUCCCCGCAGCCUCACUGUCACCACCAGCCUCACCACGGCGCGGCUCCACGGCACAGGGGAGGUGACAGUGGCCGGGCGGGAGGUGACGCUGCCCUUCUCCGGUGCCGGGCUGAGCAUCCGCCGCGCGUCCUCGGCCUUCCUGCACCUGCAGCUGCCCGAGGCGCACCUGCUCUGGGGCCUGGGGACCCCCGACACCUUCAUCACCCUCCAGCCCGCCAUGGCCGGCGCGGUGCGGGGGCUCUGCGGGACCUUCAACGGGGACCAGCGCGACGAGUUCACCACGCCGGAGGGGGACGUGGAGCCGGGAGUCGCCGCCUUCGCCAACGCCUUCCGGGCGGCCGGAGCGUGCCCGGCGCUGGCCCCCGGCAUUCCCGAUCCCUGCGACGGCUUCCCCGGGAGCCGGGAGCGCGCCGAGGCCGCCUGCGCCGUGCUCAUGGGGCCGGCCUUCCAGCCGUGUCACCGCGCCGUGGACCCGGAGCCGUUCCUGGAGCUGUGCCUCUGGGAUGUGUGCUCCUGCCGGGAAUGGGAACGGGAACGGGAACGGGAGUGGGAGCGGUGCCUGUGCCCGGCGCUGGGCGCCUACGGCCGGGAAUGUGCCCGGGAGGGAACCGAGCUGGAGUGGAGGAACCAGAGCCUCUGCGACGAGCCGUGUCCCGGGGGGCAGCAGUACCGGGACUGUGGGGGUCCCUGCGGCCGCUCCUGCUCAGAGCCCCCCGGAGCCAGUGCCUGUCCCCCUCCGGACACCCUGUGCGUGCCCGGCUGCCGCUGUCCCCCGGGGCUGUUGCUGGCCCAGGGCGGGCAGUGUGUGCCCCCUGCCGCCUGCCCGUGUCCCCGCGGCGCCCGCCUGUACCCGCCCGGCGCCCGCAUCCACCGCGGCUGCCAGGCCUGUGUGUGCGCGGGGGGCUCGUGGCGCUGCGCCCCCGCCCCGUGUCCGCCCGCCCCGCGCUGUCCCCCGGGGCUGCUGCACUCGCCCGGCUCCUGCCUGCGCCGCUGCGACCCCGCCGAGCCCUCCGGCACCUGCGGCGGCCCCGCCGACGGCUGCGUGUGUCCCCCCGGCACCCUGUUCCUGGGCGGGAGCUGCGUGUCACCGGACCGGUGUCCCUGUCACCACGGCGGGCAGCUGUACCCGCCCAACGCCACCAUCGCCCGCGACUGCAACACCUGCGUGUGCCGGGGACAGCGGUGGCACUGCGGGCGCCAGGAGUGCGCGGGGACCUGCGUGGCCACGGGGGACCCGCACUAUGUCACCUUCGAUGGCCGCGCCUUCACCUUCGCGGGGGACUGCGAGUACCUGCUGGCGCGAGAGGCCACCGGGCUCUUCGCUGUCACCGCCGAGAAUGUCCCCUGCGGGGCCAGCGGCGUCACCUGCACCAAGUCCGUGGUGGUGGCCAUGGGGAACACCGUGGUGCACAUGCUGCGGGGACGAGAGGUGACAGUGAACGGGGUGGCCGUGAGACCCCCCAAGGUGUUCGGGGGCUCGGGGCUGGCGCUGCAGCGCGCGGGGCUCUUCCUGCUGCUCCUCACGCGCCUGGGGCUGGCCGUGCUCUGGGACGGAGGGACCCGCGUGUACGUGCGCGUGUCCCCGCGGCUGCGCGGCCGCCUGGCCGGGCUCUGCGGCAACUUCGACGGCGACGCCGAGAACGAUUUUGGGAGCCGGGACGGGGCCCUCGAGGCCACCCCCGAGAUCUUCGGGGACUCCUGGCGCCUCAGCCCGCUCUGCCCCGAGGCCGACGGCCACCGGCCGCACCCCUGCGAGGAGAGCCCCCAGCGCUCGGCCUGGGCGCGGGCUCGCUGCGGGGUCCUGCGGCACCAGCUCUUCGCCCCCUGCCACGAGCUGGUGCCGCCCCAGCGCUUCUACGAGUGGUGCCUGUUCGACGCCUGCGGGUGUGACAGCGGCGGGGACUGCGAGUGCCUGUGCACGGCCCUGGCCGCCUACGCCGAGGAGUGCGGCCGGCGGGGGAGAGCCCUGCGCUGGCGGAGCCAGGGGCUGUGCCCCCUGCAGUGCGAGGGGGGACAGGAGUACAGCCCCUGCGGCCCCCCCUGCCCCCCGACCUGCCGCGACCUCGGCCGGGACCCCCCCGAGCUCUGCGGGGCCCUGGGGUGCCUCGAGGGCUGUUUCUGCCCCCCCGGGCGGGUCCUGCACGAGGGGCUGUGCGUGGAGCCCCCCGCCUGCCCCUGCUUCUGGGACGGCUUCGCCUUCCCGGCCGGGGCCAGCGUGACCCAGGGCUGCAGCAACUGCACGUGCCUGGCGGGGCGCUGGCAGUGCCCCCCGAGCCCGGCCCCGUGCCCCGCCGCGCCCGGCUGUGCCCCGUGGGAGUUCCGCUGCCGGGCCGGGGAGCUCUGCGUGCCCGGGGCCUGGCUCUGCGACAACGAGGACGACUGCGGGGACGGCUCGGACGAGCUGUGCGACGCCCCCUGCGCCCCGCAGCAGCCCCGCUGCCCCGGCGGGCGCUGCCUGCCCUGGGGGGCGCGGUGCGACGGCGUCACCCACUGCCCCGACGGCUGGGACGAGGCGGGCUGCGCCCCCCGCGCCUGUGCGCCCCCCGAGUUCGCCUGUGCCGGGGGGCGCUGCCUCCCCCCGGCCCGGGUCUGCGACGGGCGGCUCGAUUGUCCCCCCGGGGACCACUCGGACGAGGCGGGCUGCGCCCCCCGGUGCGGCCCGGGGCAGUUCAGGUGCGGGGGGGGCCGCUGUGUCCCCUACCCCCACCGCUGCGACGGCCGCGACGACUGCGGGGACGGCAGCGACGAGAGCGGCUGCGCCUGCCCCGAGGGGCACCUGCCGUGCCCCGGGGGGGGCUGCCAGCCCCCCGCCGCCAUCUGCGACGGCCGCCGCCACUGCGCCGACGGCGCCGACGAGGCCAACUGCCCCGCGCGGGCCACCUGCGCCCCCGGCACCGUCCCCUGCCCCGACGGCUCCUGCGUGGCGGAGGUCGCCGUGUGCGACGGCGCUCGCGACUGUCGCGACGGCUGGGACGAGAGCCCGGCGGGGUGUGCGGUGGCGCUGCCCCCCGCGCCGCUGUCACCUGUCACCGCUGUCACCGCCUCUGUCACCGCUGUCACCGCCGACACCGUCAUCGCGGUCACCAGCGCCAUCGGCACCGUCGCUGUCAGCGACACUGACGCUAUCGCCGACACCACCCCCGACACCGCUACUGUCACCGCCGCUGUCACCGAUGCUGUCACCAACACUGUCAUUGUCACCGCCGCUGUCCCCGGCCCCGCCACCGCCUCGGCAGCGCCCUGCCCGCCCCGGUCCCUGCGCUGCGACAGCGGCGGCUGCGUCCCGCGGGGGUGGCGCUGCGAUGGCGACAGCGACUGUCCCGAUGGCAGCGACGAGGGAGGCUGCGACCCCCCGUGCGCCCCCGGCCACCUGCCCUGCGACCCCCCCUGCGAGCCCGGGCGCGGCCCCUGCGCCCCCGCCUGCGUCCCCCCUCGCCGCCUCUGCGACGGCGUCCCCGACUGUCGCGACAGCACCGACGAGAGCCCCCGGCUGUGCGAGCCCCCCGGCCCCGGGAGCAGCCCGCGGGGUCCCUGCGCCGAGUUCGACUGCGGGGACGGGGAAUGUGUCACCUUCCAGCAGGUGUGUGACGGGCUGCGGGACUGCGCCUCGGCUGGCGACGAGCGGGGCUGCGGCCUCUGGGGGCCCUGGGGUCCCUGGGGGUCCUGCAGCCGCCCCUGCGGGCCCGGGGAGCAGCGCCGCGCCCGGGGCUGUCACCAGCGCCACCCGGGGCUGCUGCGGGGCUGCCGGGGACCCCGCGAGCAGGAGAGACCCUGCUUCCAUCGGGCCUGCCCGGUGGACGGCGCGUGGGGCCCGUGGGGACCCUGGUCCGAGUGCCCGGGGGGCUGCGGGGGGGUCCGGCUGCGCACCAGGGGGUGCCAGCCCCCCCAGAACGGCGGCCGCGCCUGCGAGGAGCUGCGCGGGGGGAGCCCCGGAGCGCUGGAGAUGGCCCCCUGUGCCCCGGGGGGCUGCCCCAACGCCUCGGAGUGCGCGGAGGGGCUGCGCCCCCUGCCCUGCGCCCCCUGCCCCGCCUCCUGCGCCGACCUGGCGGCCGCCGUGCCCUGCCCGCGACCCCCGCCCUGCCGCCCAGGGUGCUGGUGCCCGGCGGGGCAGGUGCUGGAGGCGCCCGAGGGCGGCGCGGGGCCCGCGGGGUGCGUGCGGCCGCGGCAGUGCCCGUGCCGGGCCGGGGGGCGCCGCUACCCCCCGGGCGCCCCGGUGCCGCUCGGGUGCCGCCUGUGCACCUGCCUCGAGGGGCAGCUGCGACACUGCCGCCCGCACCCCGGCUGCUCAGUGGACUGCGGCUGGUCCUCGUGGUCGCCGUGGGGGCCGUGCGCGGGCGGCUGCGGUGCCCCCGGUGUGCAGUGGUCCUUCCGCAGCCCCUCGAGCCCGGCGCGCCGCGGGGCCGGCCGCCACUGCCGCGGCAUCUACCGCAAGGCGCGACGGUGCCACACGGCGCCGUGCCCGCGCUGCCGGGAGCGCGGCCGCUGGCGCGUCCCCGGCGAGCGCUGGCGGGGGGAGCCGUGCCAGGUGUGCCAGUGCCAGCCGGCCGGGACCGUGCGCUGCGUCCCCUACUGUCCCCUCCGCGGAUGUCCCCAGGUGAGGAGGGGCCGCGGGGCGCGGGCCCAGCCGCGGGCGGCGGUGGCGGUGACGCUGUCGCUGUCCCCAGGGCCAGGCGCUGCGGGAAGCCCCACGGCCGGGCCCGAGGGGCCCAGAGGCGCCGAGACACCCCCGGAGCCCCCCAGCGCGGCCGGGGGCACCCCCAGAGCCGCGACCCCGCCCGAGGACACCCCGAGCCCCCCCGAGGGCUCCGCCACCCCCCCCGAGCCGGAGCUGUCCCCAUUGGCUCCCACGGGGGUCCCCGCCGCGACCCCCCCAGGCUGUGCCCCCCCGCCCUGGGGGGGGUGGGGGUCCUGCAGCCGCUCCUGCGGGGUGGGGGUCGCUCUGCGGCGCCGGAGGGAGACCCCGCCCGGGGGGGGCUGCGCCCACCCCCCCGACACCGGCACCGGCAACGGCACCGACACCGACACCGACACCGACACCGACACCGACACCCGCGCCUGCUUCCUGCGAGCCUGCCCAGUCUCGGGCGGGUGGGCGCCCUGGGCUUCCUGGAGCUCCUGCGAGGCCCCGUGCGGGGGGGGGCAGCAGAUUCGCCGCCGCAGCUGCAGCGACCCCCCCCCAAAAAACGGGGGGCGUCCGUGCGAGGGGGGGGCGCUGCAGAGCCGGCCCUGCAACCUGCGGCCCUGCGGGGACCCCCCAGCCUGCCCCCCCCAGACGCUGCUGGUGCCCCCGGGGGGGUGCGAGGAUCUGGGGGUCCCCCCCUGCCCCCCCACCUGCGCGGACCUGAGUGGGAACAGCUCGUGCCCGGGGGGCUGCCAGGAAGGCUGCCGGUGCCGGCCCGGGCUGGUGCUGCAGGGGAGCGGCUGCAUCGAGCCCAGCGCCUGCGGGGUCCCUGCGGGGGUGAUGGGGGACGCCGGGAAUCGGGGCCCCCCUGAAUCCUGCGGGUGGUCGCGCUGGACCCCCUGGACCCGCUGUGACUGCGGCACCGGGACCCGGCAGCGCUUCAGGUCUCCCACCAAUCCCGCGGCCGCGCCGGGCGGUGCCCCCUGCACCGGGACCCCCCGAGAGGUGCGGGGCUGUGCCGAGCUCUGCGGACCCGAGCCCGGGAGCGCGGGAACGCCCGGGGCCACCGGGGCACCCUGGCUGUGGGGGUCCCCACGGCCGCGGGGGGGCACGGAGACCCCAGAGACCCCGGAGAUCCCAGAGACCCCGGAGACUCCAGGGUCCCCAGAGACUCCAGGGUCCCCAGGGUCGCCGUGGGCGCUGGAGCCGGCGUGGGGCACGGAACUGCCUUGGGGCACGGAGCCGCUCUGGGUGCCGGAGCCCCCCGAGCUCGCGGAGGCCACAGAACCCCCGGAGCCCCCGGAACCCCCGGAGGCCCCGGAACCCCCGGAGGCCCCGGAGUCCCCGGACGCCGCGCUGGGCUCGUGGUCGCAGUGGAGCACAGAGUCCCCGGGCGUGCCGGUGUCGCCGUGGAGCGCAGAGUCCCCGCCGGUGCCGGUGCCGGUGUCCCCGUGGAGCGCAGAGUCCCCGCCGAUGCCGGUGUCCCCAUGGAGCGCGGAGCCCGCCCGGGGCCGGUGGUCGCCGUGGGGGCCCUGGGGCGGCUGCAGCGCCCCGUGCGGGGGGGGCGAGCGCUGGCGCCGCCGGGGCUGCGGGACCCCCCCGUGCCCGGGGCCGGCGCUGCAGAGCCAGAGCUGCCACAGCCACGUGUGCCGCGGUGAGUGCCGCCGGACAGACCGACACGGACACACCGACACGGACAGACCGACACGGACAGACCGACACGGACACACCGACACGGACAGACCGACACGGACACACCGACACGGACACACAGACACGGACACACAGACACGGACAGACCGACACGGACACACAGACACGGACACACAGACACGGACACACCGACACGGACACACCGACACGGGAACCCGACACGGACAGACCGACACGGACACACCGACACGGGAACCCGACACGGACACACAGACACGGACAGACCGACACGGACACACAGACAUGGACACACAGACACGGACAGACCGACACGGACACACCGACACGGGAACCCGACACGGACAGACCGACACGGACACACCGACACGGGAACCCGACACGGACACACAGACACGGACAGACCGACACGGACAGACCGACACGGACACACAGACACGGACAGACCGACACGGACACACCGACACGGGAACCCGACACGGACACACAGACACGGACAGACCGACACAGGAACCCGACACGGGAACCCGACACGGACACACAGACACGGACACACAGACACGGACACACAGACACGGACAGACCGACACAGGGACCCCUACAGGGACCCUCAUCCAAAGACCCCAGUACAGAGACCCCGAGACCGGGACCCCGACCCAGAGAUGUCACCCCGAGCCCCCGAAGGCCGGCUGCCCCCCGGGCCGGACGUUCCGUGAGUGCGGGGGGGGCUCGGGGUGUCCCCGGAGCUGCGCCCACCUCGGGGGGGCCGUGGGGUGCGCGGGGGGGUGCCAGGAGGGCUGUCACUGCCCCCCCGGGACCUUCCUGCACCGCCACACCUGCCUGCAGCCCCAGCAGUGCCCCUGCUCGGUGCCGGCCGCGCUGCUGCGGGGGGGCACGCCCGGAACCACCCCCGGGCCCGCCCCCGGGACCGCCCCCGGCCCGGAGCCCUCCGGGAGCCCGCCUGGGGACCCCGCGAUGGCGGAGCUGCCUCCGGGCGGGACCCUGCGCCUGGGCUGCGCCCGCUGCUCGUGCCUGUGGGGCCGCCUGCGCUGCGGCCCCGCCGGGGGCUCCGCCUGCAACGGGACCGCGACACCGACCUGCCCGAGCCCCCCGUGUGCCGGUGGGUACCGGCCCCAAAACCCCCUGCCCUACACCGACCUGCCCGAGCCCCCCGUGUGCCGGUGGCCCCUGCCCUACACCGGGGCGGAUCUCGGCCCCACAGCAGAGCCCGGCCCCACAGCAGAUCUCAGCCCCACAGCGGAUCUCAGCCCCACAGCAGAGCCCGGCCCCACAGCAGAUCUCAGCCCCACAGCGGAUCUCAGCCCCACAGCAGAGCCCGGCCCCAUAUCGGAUCUCGGCCCCACAGCAGAUCUCGGCCCCACAGCAGAUCUCGGCCCCAUAUCGGAUCUCAGCCCCACAGCAGAUCUCGGCCCCACAGCGGAUCUCAGCCCCAUAUCGGAUCUCAGCCCCACAGCAGAGCCCGGCCCCACAGCAGAUCUCAGCCCCACAGCAGAUCUCGGCCCCACAGCGGAUCUCAGCCCCACAGCCGAUCUCAGCCCCACAGCGGAUCUCAGCCCCACACCCGAUCUCAGCCCCACAGCAGAUCUCGGCCCCACACCCGAUCUCAGCCCCAUAUCGGAUCUCGGCCCCACAGCCGAUCUCAGCCCCACAGCCCCAGGGGCCGAGGAGGAGCCCGGGGGGUCCCGGGCGGUCCCGUGGGGGCCGUGGGGGCCGUGGGGGCCCUGCAGCCAGAGCUGCACCCGCCCCGAGAGCCCCGCGAGCCGCAGCCGCCACCGGGACUGCGCGGGAGAGAACUGUGGGGCGGGGGGGGAGUGCCGAGAGCCGGCCCUGCAACCUGCAACACUGCCAAGCUCCCCCCUGUCUCCCCCCUGUGUGACGCCGCCCUGCCCGUGCCGCUGGAGCCCCUGGGGGCCCUGGGGGUCCUGCUCGCGGCCCUGCGGGGGGGGGCAGCAGCGGCGGCUCCGCGCCUUCGCCCCCCCCGGGCCCGGGGAGCCCUGGUGCCCCCAAAUCCUGGGGGGCCACGAGCAGCGCCGGCCGUGCGGGGUGAACGGCGCGUGGUCCCCGUGGGGUCCCUGGUCGCGCUGUGACGUCACGUGCGGGGGGGGCCGCUCCGUGCGCAGCCGCUCCUGCUCCAGACCCCCCCCCAAAAACGGGGGCAGCCCCUGCCCCGGGGGGGCGCACGAGCUGCGGGUCUGCAACCCCCGGGCCUGCGGCCCGCGGUGCCCCCCCGGGCAGACCGAGUCCCCCUGUGCCACGCGGUGCCCGCGGAGCUGCCGGGACCUGCAGGAGGGGGUGUCCUGCGAGGGGGGGGCUCCCUGCGAGCCCGGCUGCCGCUGCCCUCCCGGGACCCUGGAGCAGGACGGGGGCUGUGUCCCCCCCGCGCUGUGCGGGUGCCUGGACUCGGGGGGGCACCUCUGGGUGCCGGGGGGGAGCGGCCCCGCCCGGGGCUGCCGCAACUGCACCUGCGCGGGGGGGCGGCUGCGCUGCGAACCGGGGGCGUGCCCGCCCCCCUCCGCCACCCCCGGGACCCCCCCCGGGACCCCCCCCUGCGCCUGGAGCCGCUGGAGCCAGUGGGGACCCUGCAGUGUCACCUGCGGGGGGGGGCGGCAGGAGCGGUACAGGACCCCCAUCCCCGCCGAGGGCGGGGGCAGACCCUGCGGAGCCCCCCAGGAGCAGGCUCGGGGCUGCGAGGAGGCGCCGUGCCCCCCCCUGUGCCCCGGGGCGGGGGCCGAGCGGGCCCUGGGCGAGCGCUGGAGCCCCGGCCCGUGCCGGCACUGCACCUGCACCCCCGAGGGACCCGAGUGCUGGGACACGCCGUGUGCCGCCGAGCCGUGUGACUGGAGCCCCUGGGGGCCCUGGGAGCCCUGCAGCGGAGACCCCUGUGAGGGGGGGUCCCGCCUGCGCCACCGGCACCCCCUGCACCCCGAGCCCCCCGGGUGGGCGUGUGCGGGGGUCCGCACCCAGAGCGAGAGCUGCAGCUCCAGCGCCUGCCCCGAGCCCCGCUGCGGCGAGAGGGGCCGGAGCCGCAGCCCCUGCGCCGGGCGCUGCCCCCGGAGCUGCGCGGACACCUGGGCGCCGGUGCAGUGUCUGCAGGGACCGUGCGAGACAGGGUGCCGGUGCCCCCCCGGGCAGCUGCUGCAGGACGGGCUCUGCGUUCCCCUGAGCCGCUGCCGCUGCGGGACCCCCGGCGGGGACAGCGGGAGCCGCGAGGUGGCCCCGGGGACCGUGACCCGCAUCGGGUGCCACAACUGCACCUGCGAGAACGGGACCCUGACCUGCCCAGCGCUGCCGUGUCCCUCUCCGGAGCCCGCCACGCCCGCCAUCCCCGUGUCCCCCCUGUCCCCGCUGUCCCCCUUGCCCCCUCUCUCCGCCCCGCUCUCCCUCUCUCCCGAGCCCCCCCUGUCCCCCGCCGUGUCCCCCUGGUCCCCCUGGUCCCGCUGCUCCCGCAGCUGCGGCGGCGGCACCCGGAGGCGGCAGCGGCAGUGCCGGGAGCGCCCCGGGCCGGGGCCGCCGUGCGGGGAGAGCCCCGGGGAGGAGACGGCGGCGUGUAACGCCCAGGCGUGCCCCGUGCCGUUCCCGGUGGCCCCAAGCUGCCCCCCGGGUGAGGUGUGGCUGGACCCCGGCCCCGCCUGCGAGCGCAGCUGCCAGGACCUGGCGGGGCCCCCCGGGACCUGCGGAGGGACCCCCGCGACCCCGGACAGCUCCGGCACCCCCGCGACCCUCGGGACCGCCGUGACCCCGGACAGCUCCGGCACCCCCGGGGUCCCCACGACCCCCGGCACCCCCGCGACCCUCGGGACCGCCUCGCCCCCCCCGCGCUGCACCUGCGCCCCCGGGCGGUACCGGAACGGCUCCGGGCAGUGCGUGAGCGCGGGGAGCUGCGGCUGCCGGUACCGCGGGGCGCUGCGAGCGGUGAGCGGGGCGGGGGGCGCGGGGCGGGGCUCCCUGAGCCGCGUCUGGGGGUCCCUGAGCAACGCUGGGGUCCCUGCCCCGCCGCAGGCCGGCAGCGAGUGGCAGGAGCCGUGCGGGACCUGUCGCUGCUCCGAGGGACGCGUCACCUGCGCCACCUCCUGCCCCGCGCUCACCUGCCCCGAGGGCACGGAGCCGGUGCGGGAGCCCGGGAGCUGCUGCCCCGUGUGCCGGGACGAGUGGCCAGAGGAGCCCCCCGGGCCGUGCCGGCUCCUCACGGCGCUCCGGACCAUCGCCAAGGGCGCGUGUGUCCUGCGGGGCGUCCGUGUCACCUACUGCGCGGGGGCGUGCCGCUCCCGCACCGCCGUCAGCGCCCAGGAGCCGUACGUGCGGUCUCUGUGCGAGUGCUGCAGUUACCGGCUGGACCCGGCCCGGCCCGUGCGGGCCCUGCUGCUGCCGUGCCCCCGGGGCCGCCCCCGGCCCGCGCUGCUGCCCCGCAUCGCCCAGUGCCGCUGCGAGCCCUGCCGGGGCGGGGACUUCAGCCGGCGCUGA